Messenger RNA from Pseudophryne corroboree (corroboree frog), 3550 nucleotides. Its product is annotated as oocyte zinc finger protein XlCOF6-like. The record is from RefSeq and is a predicted model, not a curated record. Lineage: Eukaryota; Metazoa; Chordata; Amphibia; Anura; Myobatrachidae. Gene Ontology annotation, cellular component: nucleus. Bases 149 to 2554 code for a protein of 801 amino acids. The transcript has 7 exons. Gene Ontology annotation, biological process: regulation of gene expression.
GGGAAUCAGCUUGUGCCAAUCACUGUUUCCACCUUACUUACUUACUUACUUACUGCUGCAGUGUCCGUGGAGAUCAGGAACUCCAGCUGUGAGGAACGGAGUCUUUAUUACACAUCACAUAUUCUGUAUUCUCUCUGAUUCACCGAGGAUGGACAAAGACAUGAGUCACAGGACUGAGAGGAUAAUAAAAAUCACCCUGGAGAUCAUCUACCUGCUGACUGGGCAGGAUUACACAGUAGUGAAGAAGACAUCCAAUGAGUGUGAGAUACUCAACAGCCAUCCCCGUGUGUCAGGAGGACUGAGUAGAACCCAGAGCCCCAUCCCAGUGCCUCCACCUCACUCACUAAUACAUGAGAGACACAAUGACAAGAAGAUCCUGGAACUCACCAAUAAGAUCAUUCAGCUGCUGACUGGAGAGGAGGGGGAGUAUAUAGAGGAACACAGGGGUCUGUACAAGGACGUGAUGAUGGAGAAUCACCGGCCCCUCACAUCACUGGAUGGGCCCAGUAACAGAAAUACCCCAGAGAGAUGUCCCCGUCCUCUGUAUACCCAGGACUGUACAGAGGAGUAUCACAGGAUCCCACAGGAGGAUCAGGGUGAAGCCCAAUUAAAUAAUAUUAAAAUCAAAGAUACAGAGGAAGAAGAAGAGACGUAUGUGACUGAUAUGAAGGGAGAAGAUAUAGAGGGAGAAGAAGAGACGUAUGUGAUUGAUAUAAAGGCAGAAGAUAUAGAGGGAGAAGAAGAGACGUAUGUGAUUGAUAUAAAGGCAGAAGAUAUACAGGGAGAAGAAGAGACGUAUGUGACUGAUAUAAAGGCAGAAGAUAUAGAGGGAGAAGAAGAGACGUAUGUGAGGGGUGAUCAGCAGUGUAAGGAGGAGGAGAUCCCUACCGAUAUCAGCACAGAUGGACACACAAGCAGGAAUAUCACAGAAGGACAUCUAAUGUUAUCCCCGGAUUGUGACAUAAAAGAUAAUGACAGCAGACAGGAUUCUCCAGGAGCUAACCCCAUUACCCCAAUUAUACAUCCAGCUCUAUCAGCUGAUCCCCCUGAUCCUGGGAAAUGUUCUCCUGAUCACUCUGAUAUUGGUGCAUCUGUUACAGCUCUGACAUUAGAUACAGUGUUUCCCUGUUCUAUAGAUGCCAAAUGUUUUAUACAGAACACAAAGCUUAUUACCCAUCAGCCAGCUAAGACAGGUGAGAGGCCAUUUCCAUGUUCUGAGUGUGGGAAAUGUUUUACAUACAAAUCACUUCUUGUAAUACAUAAGAGAAUACAUACAGGUGAGAAACCAUAUUCCUGUUCUGAGUGUGGGAAAUGUUUUACAUACAAAUCAACUCUUGAUGCACAUAAGAGAAGUCACACAGGUACAUCACCAUUCCCAUGUUCUGAGUGUGGGAAAUAUUUUGCACGGAAAUCACAACUUGUUACACAUCAGCAAAGUCACACAGGUGAGAGGCCAUUUCCAUGUUCUGAGUGUGGGAAAUGUUUUGCAUGGAAAUCACAACUUAUUACACAUCAGCGAAGUCACACAGGUGAGAAGCCAUUUCCAUGUUCUGAGUGUGGGAAAUGUUUUACCCAGAAAUCACAACUUAUUAAACAUCAGCGAAGUCACACAGGUGAGAGGCCAUUUCCAUGUUCUGAGUGUGGGAAAUGUUUUGCAUGGAAAUCACAACUUAUUACACAUCAGCGAAGUCACACAGGUGAGAAGCCAUUUCCAUGUCCUGAGUGUGGGAAAUGUUUUGCACAGAAAUCAGAUCUUGUUAGUCAUAACAGAAGUCACACAGGUGAGAAUCCAAUUUCUUGCUCUGAGUGUGGGAAAUGUUUUACACGGAAAUCACAACUUGUUACACAUCAGCGAAGUCACACAGGUGAAAGGCCAUUUCCAUGUCCUGAGUGCGGGAAAUGUUUUGCACAGAAAUCAGAUCUUGUUAGUCAUAACAGAAGUCACACAGGUGAGAAGCCAUUUUCUUGCUCUGAGUGUGGGAAAUGUUUUGCCCGGAAAUCACAACUUGUUAUACAUCGCAGAAGUCACACAGGUGCGAAGCCAUUUUCUUGCUCCGAGUGUGGGAAAUGUUUUACAAUGAAAUCACAUCUUGUUAGACAUCAGCAAAGUCACACAGGUGAGAAGCCAUUUCCAUGUUUUGAGUGUGGGAAAGGUUUUGCACGCAAAUCAGCUCUUUUUAUACAUCACAGAAGUCACACAGGUGAGAAGCCAUUUCCAUGUUCUGAGUGUGGGAAAGGUUUUGCACACAAAUCAGUUCUUGUUAAACAUCACAGAAGUCACACAGGUGAGAAGCCAUUUUCAUGUUCUGAGUGUGGGAAAUGUUUUACACAGAAAUCACAACUUGUUACACACCAGAGAAGUCACACAGGUGAGAAGCCAUUUCCAUGUUCUAAGUGUGGGAAAUGUUUUGCACAGAAAUCACAACUUGUUACACACCAGAGAAGUCACACAGGUGAGAAGCCAUUUCCAUGUUCUAAGUGUGGGAAAUGUUUUGCACAGAAAUCACAACUUGUUACACACCAGAGAAGUCACACAGGUGAGAAGCCAUGUUAAUCUUCUGGAGUAUACUUAUCAUUGCCAUGCGUUGCUCUUCAAGUUUCUUUUCCUAUCUCCUAUGCUUUUUGCAAAAUACAUGCUCCUGCAGGGUGAAAUAAUCAGGUGUCAUGCCCUCAUCUACCACUGCUAUGUAGAUGACCUGUCUUUUGCUCCAAGUACUGAGAACCCAGUACCAAUCCUAAAUGUCUAGCUGAGCUCCAGGUGUGGGUGAUGCCAGUUCGCUGUGACUCAAACCUGGUGAAUCGUCCUUAUGAUAGAAGCUCACCAACAAAGGGCAGGGCUACAGCUCAGCUUUGCAAACCAACUAGACUUGUGCUUGGAUCUUCAGAGUUACAAAAUGCUGAUCAUGUGCGGAUUCUUGGUGUCCUGGAUUAUGGAGUGACACUUAGACAUCAGGUAUCAGCCACAAUCAGAUCCUCAUCUGAGGAACAUAGCCAGACUCCAGCACUUAUUUCCCUCAGAAGCUCUACCUACAGUCAUACAUGCAUUGCAUCAUCACACAUAGACUACUGUAAUGUCCUCUACCUGGGUCUCCCAGCAAAAGAAUUGUACCGCUUGUAGCUUUUACAGAAUGCAGCAGCCAGGCUGUUACCUAACCAACCUGUUCCUGCCACAUAACACCCAUUCUCUGCUCCCUUCACCGGCUACCUGUAAGAUGGUGACUCUAUUACAUAAUCUUUCUGACUCUCCCAGCCCUAAAUGACCAGGGUCCAUGGUACCAGAAGCAGCUUCUGCCUCCUUACUGCCCUGCUUACUUCCAUAUGGAGAUGAAGGACUGUUACCAGCAAUACCAAGAAUUCCCAAGCAGUGCUGAGAUGUCAGGGGGGAGACAGAGUGGUGGCACUAUUGCUGUAGUGGGGCCUGCCGAAGGCAUUGUCAGUGGGUAAUAUUGUCCUCAAGCGGUGCUGAGGUGUCAGGGGGAGACACAGUGGCUGGCAGUAGUGGGGGGAAGACUGUGGGUGGCAGUAGUGGAGGAAGAUGGGGCUUUGGAAG